AUGACAAUGACAUUUACCAAUGACAAGAGUUCUGUCACACUUAGAGGCUUGAGUUCCAGCAAGACUGAGUUUGUUGAAGAUGUUCAGAUUUGCCAACUAACUAUUAUGGAAAGGAAGGGCAUGCUACUUCAGAUUGUUGCCAAGGAGACAAACCAAGAGGUGGGCACAUAUGCUGCUGAUAUUGAGGCAGUAUUGGCUAAAUAUGACAAUGUCUUUGCUGAACCAAAGGGCUUGCCUCCAAGAAGAACUAAAGAUCACCAGAUUACUCUCAAGGAGGGAACCAUGCCAAUAUCUACUCGACCUUACAGAAAAUUUGUCAAAGGGUAUGGCUCCAUUGCAGCCCCAUUGACUAAUUUGUUGAAGAAAGAUGCAUUUAAUUGGAGAGAGGAAGCUACUAAAGCCUUAGCAGAUCUGAAAAAGGCUGUAACAAACCCACCUGUAUUGGCUUUGCCAGAUUUCUCCAAGCCAUUCUUGUUGGAAUGUGAUGCUUCUGGUAAAAGGAUUGGUGUUGUCUUAAGUCAAGAAGGGAGGCCUUUAGCAUUAUUGAGUCAAGCCUUGAAGGGAAAAGCACUAGACCUCUCUACAUAUGAAAAUGAAUUCCUUGCAAUUGUAUUGGAUGUGAAGAAAUUGAGGCCAUACCUAUUGGGAGCUGAGUUUCAUGGCAAGGACAAUGUGGCAGCAGAUAGUCUUUCGAGAAGAGAGGAAGUGGAGGAAGGAGUUGCUGAAAUGUUGGCUAUCACAGUCCUUGAUCCCCUAUGGUUAGAACAGUUGAGACAUUCUUACUUGAAUGAUGAAGAAAUUUCAGCUAUUUGUAAAAAGCUCCAAGAAGGCAAGCUUUCUGAUAAAAAGUUUGAAGUCAGAAAUAGGUUGUUAUUCAAGAAAGGCAGGCUGUUUUUGUCAUCCUCAUCCCCUAUGAAGGAUCAAGUACUGUAG
Molecule: messenger RNA, 933 nt
Organism: Juglans regia (Persian walnut)
Lineage: Eukaryota; Viridiplantae; Streptophyta; Magnoliopsida; Fagales; Juglandaceae
Exons: 3
Coding region: 1-933 (310 amino acids)
Source: RefSeq, a predicted model, not a curated record